AUGGCACAAGCUCCAGGGCCUGCUGCUUUCAAUGUAGUACCUCUGGCGUACCAAACCACUGGUGACGGGACUGCGGCCCCUGAUUGGCUUAACAAAGGUGACAACGCCUGGCAGCUCACGGCAUCCACGCUUGUUGGAAUGCAGUGCAUUCCCGGGUUGAUGAUUUUGUACGGGAGCGUCGUUAAGAAGAAGUGGGCUAUCAAUUCUGCCUUCAUGUGCCUCUAUGCAUUCGCAGCAGUCCUCAUCUGCUGGACUGCAUGGGCUUACAAAAUGUCCUUCGGAGAGCAGCUCCUCCCUCUUUGGGGGAGAGCUGGGCCUUCUCUUGACCAGAAAUUCUUGCUUAAACAAGCUUUCCUCCCCUCCACCGGAACAGACUUUUAUCCUCCAUUGGCACCCAUGUAUCCGAUGGCAACACUCGUCUACUUCCAGUUCGUGUUUGCCGCUAUCACUCUGGUCCUUAUUGCAGGAUCUCUGCUGGGCCGUAUGAACUUUCUGGCUUGGAUGCUGUUCGUCCCCCUCUGGCUCACGUGCUCUUACACCGUGGGAGCUUUCAGUGUGUGGGGUGGCGGCUUCCUAUUCCAGUGGGGCGUCAUUGAUUAUGCUGGUGGAUACGUCAUCCAUCUAUCAGCUGGAGUGGCUGGCUAUGUCGCUGCUUACUGGGUUGGCCCCAGACUAGAGAAAGACCGCAAAAACUUUCCUCCAAACAACGUCUUGCUCACUUUGGCCGGAUCAGGUCUGCUGUGGCUGGGCUGGAAUGGAUUCAACGGAGGAGCACCCUACGCAGCCAACAUUGUAUCGUCGAUGGCAGUACUGAACACGAACAUAUGCGCUGCAACCAGCCUGCUCGUCUGGACCAGCAUAGACGUCAUCGUUUUCAAGAAGCCAUCAGUGAUAGGUGCCGUUCAGGGUAUGAUCACGGGCUUGGUUGUCAUCACUCCAUCUGCAGGUUUGGUUCAAGGGUGGGCAGCCAUGGUCAUGGGAGUGUUCGCAGGAAGCGUUCCAUGGUACAGCAUGAUGAUUCUGGGCAAGAAGAAACUCUUCAACAUCGUCGACGACACAUUGGGCGUAUUCCACACUCACGCAGUGGCAGGUUCGAUGGGAGGAGUGCUGGCAGCAUUCUUCGCGCAGCCCACUCUAAACAACCUCUUCUUGUCGAUUCCCGAGGAGAGGGGGAUCAUCUACGCCGGCGAUCAUGGCGGCAUCCACGGUGAGAAGACAGGACUGCAGCUUCUCAAGCAGAUCUGUGGAGCUCUCUUCAUCGUUGGAUGGAACAUCAUCUCGACCACCAUCAUCUGCCAGGCCAUCAAGCUCGUGGUGCCUCUUCGGAUGUCGGACGAGGAGCUGAAAGUGGGCGACGAUGCCGCCCACGGAGAGGAAGCGUACGCGCUGUGGGGCGAUGGAGAGAUCUUCGACGCGUCCAUGCACAAUGCCGACUCAUUCUCCAUGAAAGAGUUCAAUGGCAAGUCGUAG
This is a messenger RNA of Marchantia polymorpha subsp. ruderalis, 1470 nucleotides long. Lineage: Eukaryota; Viridiplantae; Streptophyta; Marchantiopsida; Marchantiales; Marchantiaceae. The record is from the annotation of a GenBank genome assembly.